This is a messenger RNA of Uloborus diversus, 2587 nucleotides long. Its product is annotated as acetoacetyl-CoA synthetase-like. NCBI's taxonomy places the organism in Eukaryota, Metazoa, Arthropoda, Arachnida, Araneae, Uloboridae. Bases 113 to 2587 code for a protein of 824 amino acids. The transcript has 18 exons. The record is from RefSeq and is a predicted model, not a curated record. Gene Ontology annotation, cellular component: cytosol. Gene Ontology annotation, molecular function: acetoacetate-CoA ligase activity.
GAAAUACAUGCAUAUGUACAUGAUAACUUUCCUUAUAACAGUUGACUGCUCUGCUGUCUGAAGGUUUGGAUGUCGUGAGAUCUUCUUCCCGAUUUUUAUCAACUGAGUUACGAUGGAAAAUGAAAUCAACAAAAAAGCACUCAACCUUCAUCCGGAAAUUGUUUAUCAGCCAAAAGAAAUAAAAGAAAACCAAAAUUGGCGUUUCAGAAAAUUCGUCGAAAAGAAAUAUGGAUUGAAACUGAAUGAUUAUUGGGAACUUUAUGAAUGGUCUCGUCAAAAUUUUCGAGAAUUUUGGGAGUGCGUGUGGAUCUUCUUCGACAUUAUAAGUUCCGAGCCUUACACUGAAGUUUUUGAUAAAAAUGGAAGCUUUGAGAAUACUGACUGGUUCAAAGGAGCAAAACUCAACUUUUCAGAAAAUCUUUUACGUGUUAGAAGUUCUAAAACAGCUAUUAUAACAGCAGAUGAACACGACAACAUAGAGCAUGUAUCUUAUGAACAGUUGUAUACAGAAGUAGCUACAUAUGCAGAAGCACUCAAAUCCGUAGGGGUGAAGAAAGGAGACGUGGUUUCAUGUUACAUGUCAAACAGAAUUGAAGCUGUAUAUGCACACCUUGCGACUGCAAGCAUAGGUGCUUUGUGGAGCGGGGUUCUUCCUCUUCUAGGAGUAAAGGCUGUGGUUUCAAUGCUUGACCAAACAAACCCGAAAGUCCUCUUUGCUACAGGAAAUUUUCAUUUUGAUGGAGAAGAGAUAGAUAUGGUCCAGAGAAUACCCAAUAUUAUGAAAAGAUUACCAUCCUUGAAGAAAGUAGUAUUAAUUCCUUCAAAAGGCAAAAGGGAUGAGAUGAAAGAUCUGCCAGAAUGUGUUUCCAUUGAAGAUUUUCUCAGACCAGUCAGAGAAAAUAUCAGUAAAUGUGGAGCGAAUAUAAUUUUUGAACAGCUUCCGUUUAACUAUCCUUUCAGCGUAUUUUUCACUUCUGGCACUACAGGUUCUCCAAAAGCUAUAGUUCAUUCCCAUGGGUCAUUUUUAGCACCUUUAAGAGAUCUUGGACUAUCCUGGGACUGCACAAAUGAUGAUGUAUUGUUGAGCUAUACACCAGUUGGCUGGGUCACGUGGAAUUUCCUUGAAUGUUCAUUAUAUUUUGGACUAACGCUUGUCCUCUACGAUGGUUUUCCUUUUGAAGGGACUUCAACUCGUUUCUGGGACCUAGUGGACAAGUUUGGAAUUACUUCGAGUUUUAUAACAAGCCGUGCAGCUGAAAGAAUGGAGAACAAAAAAUACAUUCCAACUAAACUGCACAGUUUGAGGAGUUUGAAAAUACUUUGUCCCAUGGGAAAUGUCUGCAAGCCUCAAACAUUUGAGUUUUUCACGAAGACUGUCAAACCUGGAUUAUUUUUUUCAUCUGCCUACGGAACAACUGAAUACUUUGGGUUUCUAAGCGGAUCGGACUUCAAUCUUCCUGUCUACAAAGGCGAAGUUCAGUGUUGUUCUUUGGGUUAUGACCUGCGCGCUAUAAAUGAAAGAGGUGAUUACAUACUUGGCAAAAGAGGAGAUAUGGUUCAACUGAACCCGACUCCAGCUACUCCUGUCUUAUUUCUUGGUGGGGAUUCAAAAAAGAAGUUGAAGGAAACGUACCUUACAAAAUAUCCAGGUACUUGGGACAUAGGAGAUGAUGCCGGGAUCAAUCCAUCGACUAAAGGAUUCGUUGUGUGUGGAAGAAGUGAUAACGUCAUGAAACCUAAAGCUUCAAGAUUUAACUGUUCAGAUAUCUACUUUGCCUUGGAAGGGUUUCCCGGUUUCGUAGACAGCAUAUGUGUCUCAAAGUUUAACUCAAAACAAGAUGAGCGCAUAGUUCUAUUUUUGAAAAUGGCUCCGGGGCAUUCCCUCACUACCGAAGUUGAAGAUAAAAUUCGAAAGACAAUUCAAGAAAACCUUUCCUAUGAACAUGUUCCAGAUCUCAUCAUGGAAGUACCAGGAGUACCAGUUUCGUCGACGCUAACUCGCAGUUCCCUCGGAGGUAGGUCAUUUUUUCCUCCCCCGGGACUUACCACCAGCGACGACGGCACCGGGAACGUGGUGCUGGAAAGGAACGAGUUCAGUUCCUCAUCGUCGUCGUUCGAACAGGCGCCGAAGAAAAACGAAGGCGAACCCGAGAUCAUCGAAAUGAACGCAGGCUCCGGUGACGAUUCGAUCCUACCCAGCAUCGUUGCCGCUCAGAGCGUUUACGAGGAAGAGGGAUGCGUCUCGGCCGCGACGCCGCCGCCCCUGGACCUGACUUGCAAGGAAUCGAUGCCCGAUCUCGUCAUCGACGAAUCCCGAGACGACGAAAGACGAAAAGAACUCGAGAAUCUGGGCCUCAUUUUGGACGAAAACAGCAACAAGACCGAAGUCUUUAAGAAAAUGGCAGAAGUCAACGGUGUUCAACCUCAAGAACUGGUGUUGGAGAAAGAAAAGAGAAUCGAAACGUUUCGCGCACGUCCGGCGGGGGACAUCAACCUCAAUUACGUGCGCGUUCUGAGCAUCCCGGUCGGAAAAGACGAAUCUUACGCCGUGAUUAGGGACCAGAAUAAACUCUUUUUCAUGUACUGA